This is a messenger RNA of Clonostachys byssicola, 1131 nucleotides long. The record is from the annotation of a GenBank genome assembly. Lineage: Eukaryota; Fungi; Ascomycota; Sordariomycetes; Hypocreales; Bionectriaceae.
AUGAGCAAACACGACGACCAACCCAACGGAGGCAGAAGGCCAAGUAACGGAGAUCAAGGUGAUGACAAGCCCAGCGCUAUGUCUCUCGCCCGCCAUGCCGGACCUUCGCUGCUUGCCGCCUCAGUUAUGCUGGGCCUGAUUUUUGGCGGCUGCUGCUCGAAUGUCUACGCACUCGAAGCAAUCAUCAAUUUCGAACCGUCUGCUGGAACUCUCUUGACCUUUGUCCAGUUUAUCUUUGUAGCGACUACAGGUUACAUCACACAGUUUGACCAGUCACGGCCACCCUUUUUCCUGGCCCCAAACAAGGUUCCCAUUCGCCGCUGGAUCAUCAACAUUGUACUCUUCUUCAGUAUCAAUGUGCUUAAUAACCAUGCAUUCAGUUAUAACAUUUCCGUCCCCGUUCAUAUCAUCCUUCGUUCAGGUGGAAGUAUCACGACCAUGGCUGCAGGCUAUCUCUACGGAAAACGGUAUUCUCGGAUGCAGGUUUUCGCAGUCGUUCUCCUAACCUUCGGUGUUAUUGUAGCUGCAUGGUCCGAUUCUCAGGCAAAGGGCAAGUCUGGCGAUGACUCGAGGCCGGCUUUCAGCACAGGGCUUGUGGUUCUUUUUAUUGCCCAAGUGCUAUCGGCCAUCAUGGGCCUCUACACCGAAGCCACCUACCGAGAGUACGGCCCGCAGUGGAAAGAGAAUCUGUUCUACUCCCAUACGCUCUCACUGCCCCUUUUCCUCCCAUUUGCCUCGUCAAUGUACGCCAGCUACAGUCGUAUGGCUGCAAGUGAGCCACUGCCCGUGGGUUUCUUUUCGCCUACCGUCGGUGCCGUCUUUGCCAAAGCGCCAAGGCAAUUGGUGUUCUUAGCGGCCAAUGUCCUCACUCAAUACGCCUGUAUCCGCGGUGUCAAUCUGUUGGCUGCCAUGUCCACAGCUCUCACUGUAACCAUUGUCCUCAACAUUCGGAAGUUAGUAAGCUUGCUGCUUAGCAUAUGGCUGUUUGGAAACACUCUUGCUCCUGGGACCGUUCUUGGGGCUCUGGUUGUCUUCGGUGCUGGGGGGCUGUACACGUUUGGCUCGUCGCGGCCGAAGCAGAGUUCACCCUCAAAAGAGAAUGCCCAAACUACGGUCAAGAAAGAAGGCUAG